AUGUCGGGGACGCAGCGGCUCACGCUGGCGUCGAUGUGGGCGUUUGAAGAUAUUGGGGUUGAGGAGGUUACAGAUCAGAUCAAGAAACUCAAAAACCAGUAUGACAGUGAAUAUCAUUACCAUAAGCACGACAACGUUCUUGAGGUCAAGGGUAAUCUGGAGGGCAGCACGUCUCAAAUUGCAAAGGUUGUAUCAAACUUCAUCGAUGGUCAGGAGAAUAAGGAUUUGCUAGACAUGCCUCGGAUCAAUCAACUUGACGUCUCUGCCACUAUGCCUGUCGACGAAGACACCGUGGCUUCCGACUCGGACAAGGACGAAGAAGGCGGGCUUCUAGCCCUGUCAGACAGCUCUGACCAGGACUUGAUACCUAACCCCGCAGCUCUUGUCACUAGGUUCUGGCUAUCGUCCACUGGGGGCGUGGGUUGCUUUUCAGACAACAGGUUCCGUGACUUUCUCUCGCAGAUAGCGGCUUUGACUGGGACUGAGGCUUGCGUUGUCGAAGGCCAUGGCAUCCGAGUGAUCGGGAAGUCCGUCGAAGACGUACAGGAUGCCUUGGCGAAACUCACUCGGAUUGAGAAGCCCCUGAGCUCUAUUUUGAACCCAGUAGUAGCAAAUUUGAAUGCUACUCCGGAUAACGGCCGCAUACGUUUUCGUAUGCAGAGCUACGGCAGUCUGAACAGUACUGCUCGACGCCUUCUGACCGACCCAGACAUGAGCAUCACCUGGGAACUCGGUCAGAUGUUCGUCACUGUGCCGUUACCCUUCGACGAGGAGAUCCAUGCAUUCAGAGAGCCCAGAAAUAUCACUAAUCCACCUCACAUAACCGAGGAGCCUGGAAGAACACGUCUCUGGAAUGACUUCGUCUUUCAAGGGAUUGGAAUAGGCGAUGAAUAUCUUGCCUUGAGUACUGUUGAUGAGCUUGCUAGAGCCAGAGCUCCGGCUACAGCUUCCAGCGACAUCGCUACACAUCCUUAUUUAACGCCUGAGAAGGCAAAACAAGUGGACCAGUGGAAUCGGUGGGUUGUGGAGGGAACUGGUGCUGAAAAUUCUGUUCCUAUACCCGAAGCAGAUAUGAGAAUUGUGCCUCAUCUCGAGCAGUCAGCUGUGAAAUCUCCUGCUCCAAUGACUAAGAGGCCACCAGGUAUCAAACAGCGCAGACUCAUCACCUCUGACGGGAUACAGCCAUCAUCAUCUCGGGGGUGUGCAGAGCCGAAACUCAAGAAUGCUGUGGAUCAAGCUGCGGAGGCUGAAGGCGAUGUCUCUAAGGGUCGUAAGAAGUGGAAGAUGACCUACUCCACCGAAACUGGCAUGGCAGGCCAGCAUGUUACAGCAGAUCCGAUGGCUGAGGUGCAGGCGCCACAGGCUCAGGUAGCUCCAACCAUCGAUCAAACAGUGCCGGAGAACAAGCCGCGUCUUAUCCAGGGUUUUGACACCACAAAAUAUGGUCUUAACAGAAGCGCCCCCAAGGCUAUGAAAAGCGACCACCGCACCUACCCCCACACCCGACCGGGGCAGGAGAAGAAGCUUAACAACCGGAAGGAGCUUGUUGAUAUUCUUGGGCCGGUAACAACUGACGGACCUAGUAUUAAACCGACGAUUUCCUUCUAUCAGCCGGCCUUAGUGCCAUCGAGUCUGUCUUGUAGUCGAAUUGCGGUCUCCCCAACCCCGGCCUCAGAAGAAGUGGUCGGGCACAACAAGGGCAAUGGUCUUGAUCUUGCCGGUUUAGUUUUUGAGGCAUCUGGGGCCCCGUUAGAGCUUAGCAGCACGGAAUCCAUGCAAGAAGCGACUUCUCUAAGCAAUGACAGAGAAACUUCCCCAAGCCACGACAGAACUCCCUCUCAUAGCAAUGAAAGGGCGACUUCCUCCGGCAGAACCAGAGACGCUUCACUCAGCGGUGAUAUGGUGGCACCACUCAGUAACGCAAGGGCUACUUCACACAGCAGUGAGAUGGUGUUUGAGCAGACAAACAGACUAGCUUCGUUGACCAUGGUCUACAAUGAAAGCAACGAAGGCGAAUCACUGAUCGUGGAGCAGGCUUACAAGGAUGCACCAACUCUACGCCAGGCACAGGGGAAUUUAGCUCAUGACAAAGUCACGGAAAUUGAGAGAUCCCACGGGGCAGCGAAACACCUCGAUGAUGAGGUCGUGACGAGAGCCUUCCGCCGUACUAUGACACAGAAAGCACCUAAUUCAAGUAACAAAGACAAGGUUACUAGCAAGGCCGAGGCUAAAGCCAAGAAACAGAAGACCCUUGAAGAUGCUUGGGGAAUACUUCCAAGGCCCGCCAAGAAGCCGUCAGUCGAUGUUUCAGGGAGCCAACAUGGCUCUGGACCGAUCAAGGAGAGAAUAGCAACACCGGCGAGCCACGAACAAGAAGAACAGCAAAUCCAGGAGGGCGGGAAUAUUGACGAAGACAUCAAGAAAUUGUAUGAGGCCUUGAAGCCCACUCUAGAGGCAGCUGAAACAUUCCCAGGAGCAAUCACUUUGGAGGUGCAAAUCGGGCUGAUCUUAGUACCGUCACUCCCAAAGCCAUGCUGCGAGCAAGUGAUGCUCUUCAGCGAUUGGGAGAAGAUCUUCAAGCCACGGACGGGUCUGGCCGCACCGACGACGAAAUUCAUAAAUAGAUUGACGACCUCUGGUGCAGACAUUGACCAUCUUGUUGACCUGAGGACGUCCAAGGCGCAAGGAAAACGCCGGCUGUUCGAACAAGAGUAUGACGAAUACAAUGUAUCUUAUGAGUUCCAUUGCCGAACGAAGCCUGGUCAACCUCUUGUUCUUGUCAUUGAUGAACAGGGUGGUCAUACUUUGAGGAAGCCGGUUUCAUCACUUGGGGGCGUUAACUUGCAUAUCCCACUACAAAUCUGGGAUGCGAAUUUUAGUGUCAACUGCGUCACCGAUUGUGGACCGGAAUUUGCAUCAGCAGCUCAACAUAUGAUUGACCAUCUUUGGAUACCCGCAGACAAACCACUUCUGCGCAUUUUCACCCGCCUUCCAGCUGGGAAUACGAUCUCUAUUGAGAAGGUAUACAUGAAGCGUUGGACUCGGCAUAAGUUCAUUCGCUCAGAUGUGGCUCCCUCAAAUGAAGUCACUGGAGAUCUAUAUCUGCAGGUACUAGAGACUCAGGAUCUGAUUGUCGGGACCAGUGCCGCUGAAGGAACAGCCGUGCGCGCCCGUGCGGUGGCACCUCAAGAGAUGAUCAGACGGGGAAGGCUUUGGUAUGAGGCUUCGCUCGUCAGUCCAGCUAUUGAAUCUCUCUUAAAGAGCAAUGUCGACCUUGAGGUUGGUGAGCGUGCAGAAGACUGGUGUAGCGUCGACUUAUUCGGGAGGGAUGCAUCGCUUAUAACCCCAGAUGCGCCACUUAGUCCAGUCGCCAUGGCCAUUGGGACCGGGGGGCUCGGGGAUCUCCUGCGUCUCACUAGCUUGGUAGUUGAGAAGGCAGAUGGUGUUGGCUACUUCAACCAGAGGGCCAACGUCUCAACCAAGGCAUCAGUCCACUCCGGCGCGCUUCAGAUUGUACCCGUUUCAAAGGGCCUCGAGUUUGAUGACAUAGAGAGCGUUAAAGACCUAGGUAGCGCCUGCCCACAGAGAGAAACGUUCGAAGGGCUGGAGCGGGAAUUUUGGUGA
This is a messenger RNA of Aspergillus luchuensis, 3624 nucleotides long. RefSeq lists its product as uncharacterized. The record is from RefSeq and is a predicted model, not a curated record. NCBI's taxonomy places the organism in Eukaryota, Fungi, Ascomycota, Eurotiomycetes, Eurotiales, Aspergillaceae. The coding region runs from base 1 to 3624 and encodes 1207 amino acids. The transcript is spliced from 6 exons.